ACACUAUAAAAGAGCGGCGGUGGUGCUAAUUGGAGCAGAAAACAGAAGGCAUAAUGGAAGUGAUACCGGGAUCGUUAGGGACUGCAGAAAGUUUGUGUCUGAGAGUGGUUCAGGCCAUGACCUCCGUUGCCGGCCUGCUUUUCCUGUUCUCUGGUGAAGGCUUCCGUGAAGAUACAUCCUUCUGCCUUUUGGCCACUGUCUGGAGCUUGAUCAUACCAUGGAGCUUGUUUUGGGCCACUGUAGAUUGUCUAUAUGUUUUCAUCAAAGUCCCUGAUCACAAACCAAGUACUAUCCUGACAAUCCUUAUAAUUGAUAUGAUAUUUGCAUUCUCGUCGCUUACUGCAUCCAGCAUAAUGAUUAGCUCGACAAAAUUCUUGUUCCCUGAUGACAUCUCCUGUGUCCAAGUAUUAUGCUUCCGAUAUCGCAUCUCAGCUGCUGCAGCCUUAGUGUCUUAUAUGCUGAUGUUUGGUAGUGUUCUCGGCAACCUGUUGAUGUUUCCUAGGUUUUAAAAAAUACAAAACAUAUUAGCUAUGGAUAUUAUACAUAUAUAUCAUAUUACUAUGUUUUGUCAUUGGUUGGUAGUAGCUGUAUGAUUAUGGUAUGUUUUUAAGAACAAU
This is a messenger RNA of Ipomoea nil (Japanese morning glory), 617 nucleotides long. Its product is annotated as CASP-like protein 5C3. NCBI's taxonomy places the organism in Eukaryota, Viridiplantae, Streptophyta, Magnoliopsida, Solanales, Convolvulaceae. The transcript has 3 exons. Gene Ontology annotation, cellular component: membrane. The record is from RefSeq and is a predicted model, not a curated record. Bases 54 to 509 code for a protein of 151 amino acids.